AUGACUGCUACAACAACUCCCUCCACACUUCUCAAUCCACAAUUUCUUCACAAGAAUAUUAGGCACAAUAACAUUUGGAUUUUCACCAACAAGACUCAGUUUUCUAUUCAUACAACACAAUUUCGCUUCUCUCACAUUGUACCUAUACAUGCAACCUUAAAGGGUUCGAAGGGAUUUGGAGCUUCUCCAAAGAAAAAGACUAAAACAGUUAAGAAUCUCAAAAAGAAGAAAGAAGAGGAUAAUAGAGAAGAAGAAGAAGAAGAAGAAGAAGAGAGAGAUGGAGUGAUUCCUGAAAUAGUGACCAACAGAAUGAUAGGUAGAAUGGGAUUUUCUGUGGGGAUUCCAUUGAGUAUUGGCCUUUUGUUUUUUCCAUUUUUUUACUAUCUUAAAGUUGGUUUGAAAAUUGAUGUACCAACUUGGGUUCCUUUCAUUGUGUCUUUCAUCUUUUUUGGGACUGCUCUUUUGGGUGUGAGUUAUGGGAUUGUGUCUGCUAGUUGGGAUCCUUUGAGGGAAGGGUCGCUUUUGGGAUGGACUGAAGCACAAAAGAAUUGGCCUGUUUUUUGGCAAUCACUUAGAGGUGAUUCUAGAAAGGAUUAG
This is a messenger RNA of Lathyrus sativus (Indian pea), 597 nucleotides long. Lineage: Eukaryota; Viridiplantae; Streptophyta; Magnoliopsida; Fabales; Fabaceae. The record is from the annotation of a GenBank genome assembly.